AUGUAUCCGGAUGAAAGAGAGGAAGAAGCGUUAGGUCCGAAAAUGAUCAGCACAACAUCACUUCAGCGACCUUCCCUAGCAACCGUUGAUGCACAACUGAUCUACGCAAGCACAUCAGCAGCAGCAACAGCAGGAGGAGGUACGAUAAAUCGACAUGAACUGCUCAGGAAGAUCUAUGGAAGUAGCAGUGCGAAGGAGUCAAUGAAGAAGAAAUCAAAACUGAAUCUGAAACCAUCAUCCGUGACUUUACUUCCACUAAAUGUGGAUAAUGACCUACAAAAACGAGAACAUGAAAAACGCCCACUUUCAGCGUUAUCUGCGUAUGCUGUACGAGGUGAUAGUUAUGGAAGAUCGCCGAGUCGUGAAAAAAUUGAUGAUUUGCAAGAAAAAUUAAUGAAUAUGAAGCGUAACUACGCGAUAAUCUUGAAGGAGAACAAUGUUUUGAAGACUCGAUUAAGAAGAUGUGCAAAUGAAGCGGCCAAAAAGGAUCACCAAUUGCGUAACGUCUUAAUCUCGCAGGCAGUUUUUUAUCUGCGAUCUUGUUGUUUGUGCUUGCUUUAUUGUCUACUGCUUGCAGCGUUUGAUACAGUGAAACCUCACGUACCCGGACCGUCAGACGAUCGUCAAACGAUCGUUAAUUCGUUACAACAGAAGAAUCUCAAAUAUGAGGCGAUGAUACGUGAAAUAUCCGAUGAAGUCAAUCGAUUAAAAGACGAUCGAAAAGCCAUGAAAAUCACAGAUCUUCGCGAGCAGAUCAUAUCACUUGAAAACGAAUGCCAACGACUCAAAAAGUGCCUUAAUUCGGCUGCACCACUCUCCAGAGAACAAACACUGAUACAUCGUGAACAGCUGAGUACGUUGCAUAAUUCAGUAGAACAAUUGAAGAAUGAAAAUGAACAACUCAAGAAAAGACUGGAAAAGAUAUAUCGCGAUUCAGAAGCAGUAACUGCAUCAUUGUCAACAUGCAAUCGUGCUGACUUGAUCGCUUUGGUUGUUCGCUUACAAAUGCAACUAAAACAUCGAAAUGGUAUGAUGCACCGCGAUCUCAAUGCAUUUGGUCUUUCAAAGAGACCGAUUACGAACCAUUCAUUCAAAAUUGGUGACGAGCAAAAGCAGCGUGAAUCGAAACUUGUGAAGGAACUUGAUAAAGCUCAGCAGAGAAUUAGAGCAAAAAGUGUGGUUAUUCAAAAUCUUCGAAAGGAAAUCAAAGCACUUGCUGAUGAGAAGAACAAGAAUGAAGCAGCAGCUAACGACCGUAAAACAGCAAAAAAUCGAAUAUCGUCGAUACAGCAGAGAUGCGCGACCGGUGCUGAGAAGAUACGGAUAUCGAACAAAAAGAAUUUAUCUGAUUCUUUAAUGAACACUACAGCAGCUAGUCAACACCAGUUGCGAAACAGUACCACGAGCGAUAAUCAACAGUCGCUAUUAUCCAAUCAUACCACUACUAUGGCCAACUCCUUAACGCCGGUUCACUCAACCGACCUAAAGAAUCUAGUCAAUGCAAGUGAACCAUCAGCGUCUCGUCAAUCAACCGCUUCAAAUUCUGAUUCAAGUGCAUCAAAGUCUGAAGAUUCAACUUCUUCUGUAUCGUCAUCAUCGACUCCGAGUCAUCGUACACUCAGAAAUCGUGCAUCUGAAUUGUCGGCGUCGACUGAUGAGGAAGUGCAUCGAAAAGCCGAAGAGAUACGGUACAAGAACGCUGCAAAAACAAUUCAGAAGCAAUGGCGUCUGCAUAGUAAUAGGCCACAACAACCGAACAGUUCAGAGGCGACGGAUAGGUGUGAUAUGUCAUCAAGUGCUUCAGCAACAAUAACACAAGAUAAGGUGCGCGAUGGAACGGCACUUGAUUUCGUUAUCGACAUGGUCUCGUCUCACUUUACACGACUUCAACUCCUUGAUAAACUUCAGUAA
This is a messenger RNA of Anisakis simplex (herring worm), 1911 nucleotides long. The record is from the annotation of a GenBank genome assembly. NCBI's taxonomy places the organism in Eukaryota, Metazoa, Nematoda, Chromadorea, Rhabditida, Anisakidae.